UCCAGUUCGGUCUGGGGCUCUACUGCAAAAUGUCAGUCACUGAAAUGCUGGUCAUCGUUGGGGGAUUUACUGUUGUCUUCCACCUGCUGAAACUGACCUGGAGAUGUUGGUGUGGAUUCAGAGAGUUUGUUUUGUCAGAACUUUGGCAAGUUGAUUUAAGGACAUGUGGGCAAUGGGCAGUUGUCACUGGCGCCACAUCUGGCAUUGGUAAAGCUUAUGCCAGUGAGCUGGCAAGAAGAGGCCUGGAUGUUAUUUUGGUGAGCAGAUCCAGUGAUAAGCUUCAAAUGGUUGCCAAAGAGAUAGAGGAUCAACACGGACGAAGAACUCGUACCAUACAAGUGGACUUCACUGACGGCCAUAGAAUCUACCCUGCUAUAGCUAAAAAACUACAGGGACUGGAGAUUGGAAUUCUGGUUAACAAUGUAGGAAUGACCUAUUCUGAUCAUUUCGCCUAUUUCCUGGAAGUACCAGAUGCUGAACAGAAAAUCACUCAGAUUGUCAACUGUAACAUGCUGUCUGUGCCUCAAAUGACCAGACUGGUUCUUCCAGGCAUGGUUAAAAGAGGGACAGGGCUGAUCAUUAACAUCUCCUCUGAAGUGGGCGUCCAUCCACAGCCUUUGUUGUCCCUUUAUUCCGCCACUAAGAUUUUUGUAACAUAUUUUUCUCAGUGUCUCCAUGCUGAGUACAAGUCAAAGGGAAUUAUUGUUCAGUGUGUGGCUCCCUUCAUGGUGUCCACCAACAUGACAAAAAACAUUGCAGUCAACUGCUUUGUGAAGAGUGCUUCAGAGUUCGCCUGCAAGGCCUUGAACACCGUGGGUCACUCCAGCUACACCAGCGGCUGUCUGUCCCACGCACUCCAGAACAUGGCUCUCACAAUACUCCUUCCGGACUGGCUUCGUAUGUCAUCAGUCCUCAUUAGAAAGCUACGAAACCUUGCAAAAGUCAGCAAAUAUGAAAGAGUGUGCAUGGAAAAGGAGAAGUUCAGUGAAAAGGAGGAGUAGUGAAGUGGCUGCAUCUGUACAGAGGAUGAAGUUCACUAAAUGGAUGAAGAUUACUGACAUAAUUGUACCUUUUUCAUCUAUAUAUAGGCAUUAUAACAGAUUACCUUCACUGUAGGUCCACCUCUUACAUACAUAAAAUGUGAGUAAUAUUAACACAAUACAUAUAAAUACU
Morone saxatilis (striped sea-bass) is the source of this 1173-nucleotide messenger RNA. It is a transcript of the gene hsd20b2, whose product is annotated as hydroxysteroid (20-beta) dehydrogenase 2. Lineage: Eukaryota; Metazoa; Chordata; Actinopteri; Moronidae. The transcript has 11 exons. Gene Ontology annotation, molecular function: oxidoreductase activity. Gene Ontology annotation, cellular component: endoplasmic reticulum. The record is from RefSeq and is a predicted model, not a curated record. Bases 30 to 1001 code for a protein of 323 amino acids.